This is a messenger RNA of Nannospalax galili (Upper Galilee mountains blind mole rat), 3710 nucleotides long. It is a transcript of the gene Shtn1, whose product is annotated as shootin 1. Lineage: Eukaryota; Metazoa; Chordata; Mammalia; Rodentia; Spalacidae. The coding region runs from base 252 to 2150 and encodes 632 amino acids. The transcript has 17 exons. The record is from RefSeq and is a predicted model, not a curated record.
CGCCCGGGGCAGGUGGAGCGGAGGAGGCCGGCGAGUAGGUGCGCGGGGAUGAUCUCACUGGCGAGCUCCGCGCCAGGAGGAGGAGGAGGAGAGGAGGAGGAGGAGGAGGAGGAGGAGGAGCGGGAGCGCUUCCAACUUCCGGGUAGUGCCGCCGCACGCCGCGCCACCGGCAUCUUGCUUUUUCCUCCCCCUCCCUCGUGUCCCCCUCGCCUCUCCCUCCUUGCCUUUUAUUCCCAGCCCCACCCGCCAAAAUGAACAGCUCGGACGAGGAGAAACAGCUGCAACUCAUCACCAGCUUGAAGGAGCAAGCAAUAGGUGAAUAUGAAGACCUUCGGGCAGAGAACCAGAAAACAAAGGAGAAGUGUGACAAAAUUAGGCAAGAGCGAGAUGAAGCUGUUAAAAAACUGGAAGAAUUUCAAAAAAUUUCUCACAUGGUUAUAGAGGAAGUUAAUUUCAUGCAAAACCAUCUUGAGAUAGAGAAGACGUGUCGAGAGAGUGCGGAAGCCUUGGCAACAAAGCUAAAUAAAGAAAAUAAGACCCUGAAAAGAAUCAGUAUGUUAUACAUGGCCAAGCUGGGACCGGAUGUAAUAACAGAGGAGAUAAACAUCGAUGAUGAUGAUGAUUCAACCACCGACACAGAUGGUGCAGCCGAGGCUUGUGUCUCUGUUCAGUGUCAGAAGCAAAUCAAAGAACUUCGAGAUCAAAUUGUAUCUGUUCAGGAAGAAAAGAAGCUAUUAGCCAUUGAGCUGGAAAAUCUCAAGAGCAAACUUGUUGAAGCAAUGGAAGAAGUAAAUAAAGUUAAACAAGAAAAAGCUGUUUUAAGUUCAGAAGUUCUUGAACAGAGAAAAGUCUUAGAGAAAUGCAACAGAGUGUCCAUGCUGGCAGUGGAAGAGUAUGAGGAAAUGCAGGUCACCCUGGAGCUGGAGAAGGACCUUCGCAAGAAAGCAGAGUCCUUUGCACAAGAGAUGUUCAUCGAACAAAACAAGCUAAAGAGACAAAGCCACCUUCUGCUUCAGAGUGCUGUCCCUGACCAGAAGCUUUUGAAAGCUUUAGAUGAAAAUGCAAAACUCAUCCAUCAACUUGAAGAAGAGCGAAUCCAGCAUCAACAGAAGGUCAAAGAGUUGGAGGAACAGCUGGAAAACGAAGCCCUGCACAAAGAGAUCCAUAACCUGAAGCAGCAGUUGGAGCUUCUGGAAGAAGACAAGAAGGAGCUGGAGCUGAAAUACCAGAGCUCAGAGGAGAAGGCCAGAAACCUAAAGCAUUCCGUGGAUGAACUCCAGAAGCGAGUGAAUCAGUCUGAGAAUUCUGUGCCUCCCCCGCCUCCUCCACCCCCUCCACUCCCUCCUCCACCCCCCAAUCCUAUCCGAUCCCUCAUGUCGAUGAUCCGGAAGCGAUCCCACCCCAGUGGCAGUGGUGCUAAGAAAGAAAAGGCAACUCAACCAGAAACAACUGAGGAAGUCACAGACCUAAAGAGGCAAGCAGUGGAAGAGAUGAUGGAUAGAAUUAAAAAGGGGGUUCAUCUUAGACCAGUAAACCAGACAGCCAGACUGAAGGCAAAGCCAGACUCUUCAAAAGGCUCUGAAAGCGCAGUGAAUGAGCUGAAGGGAAUACUGGGGACACUUAACAAAUCCACUAGUUCAAGAAGCUUAAAAUCCCUUGACCCUGAGAACAGUGAAACUGAGUUAGAAAGGAUUUUACGUCGCAGAAAGGUGACCGCAGAAGCAGAUAGCAGUAGUCCUUCCGGGAUAUUAGCCACCUCAGAGUCCAAAUCCAUGCCAGUGUUGGGUUCUGUAUCCAGUGUAACAAAAACAGCCUUGAACAAGAAAACUCUGGAGGCAGAAUUCAACAGCCCGUGCCCCCUAACACCUGAGCCAGGUGAAGGGCCCCGUAAAUUGGAAGGAUGCACAAGUUCCAAGGUUACAUUUCAGCCUCCCAGUAACGGUGGAUUCAGGAGAAAAUUCAGGGGCAGUGAAAAACAAGCUGAACCAGUUGUAGUUUUAGAUCCUGUUCCUGAACAUGAACCCCAAACCAAAGACCAGGUCGCUGAAAAAGAUCCAACUCAAUGCAAGGAGAAGGAAGGCAGGAUGAAACCAGAAUACAAAGGAGACAGCGGUGAAAAGCCAAGAGAGACAGAGAGUUCCAACUGCUGAUUUGGAAGCCGGGGGCCGACCUGUUUGCAAGUCCUUUCUAUAAGCACAUGGUUCGUUUUAGGCGUACUGUCCUGUUGGACAUCCCACUUGCUCGGGUCACUGUAUUGGCUACACACAUCUUUCCUGGUAUCCUUUUGUAAGUAGCAACUAUAAACAUAAGUAAGCUGUUUAGCAAAAUACACAUUCUGAGUAGAUUUUGAUCUUUAUAGAGGUAAGAUUUUUUUUCCUGUUACUACAUAAAGUGUGACUUCCUCUAGAUGGUGGCAGAAAAUUCAGAUGUAGGAAAUGUGCGUACCACUCAUCAAAAUCAACUGUGUUGGAAAUUCAAGGUGGAUGUGGAUAACUGGAUAAACAGAACUCACCAAACAAAAUGAUCCCAAAAGCCUUCUCUAGUCUCUCAACCAGCUGUGUUGUGCUCCUAGCACCUGGGAGGCUGAGGCAGGAGGAUUGCUUGAGCCUGAAGUUUGAGGCUAGUUAGGGCUAAAUAGCCAGACUCAUUCUAAAUUAGAAAAAAAUCCCCAAAGAAGCUUCUGCCUGGACUCUGGGCCUCUCUGGAUGGAGAAACUGCAGUCGCAUGGAAAUCAGCUGGUCUUGUAGCAGCUCCAUCAUUUUGUAGGGUAGACCGAGAUCAUCUUAGAAUUCAGGAGCUGGCAUCAAGCUCCACAGUACUUCAGGUCACAGUUAAUCAUUAACUAUUGUGUGAGAAGCACAAGCUCUUGUGCCCUAAAGCUCGCCAAGGACUUCAGGGGCAGUGUUCUGGUGGCCUGUGUGGUGAAGUGAAAGUCCAAACCUUGAAUUUAACAGUAAUAACCUGGUAAACCACAUUUUCUGUGCCAUGAGUUAAUUGUUUUCCCAUAUACUCGUGUGGCACAAGCACCAUAUUCUACCGCAGUUCUGAUACCCAGCGAGGACAGGUGACGAGCACACGUUUUUCUUGCUUCACUGCUGUUCACUACAUUACACAGUUGUUGUUGUUUUUUAUAAAGAGGAAAUUAAGUGGUGGUUUCUAAAAAUACAACGUUUCAGGCUACCACAGUGAAUAAAUAGAAAUGUAAUCAGGGAUUUAAAAAAAAAAAAACUUAUGCAGGUUUUCAAAGUUGAUUGUUUCAAAAUUGGUGUUUAUUUAAAAUAAGUGGUAAUGUACUUGAAUGCAGUUUUUAUGACAAUGAUUCAGUAAUGGUAAUUUUACUAUUAAAGAAACUGAAAGGUUUAGUUUUGUUAGCAUGACUCAGCAUGUAGCUGUCAGGUGCUUCGCACCUAAGGGCAAAAGAAAACGAUAGUAAUAAUUGCAGUAGUUGUGUUGUGUUGUAUUUUGCACGUGUGCUACCAGCAUUGGCUUGAGGAGGGGAGACAGGUGAGUGGACUUCCUCAAUUUGGAGACAAUUAUCUUGCUGUAGCUUCAUUAUGCUUGACUAUUUCUGUGUUCUUUCAGUGCUGAUUUUACAGUUCCCUAUCAGUUUACUCAUGGGGAAUUAAAAUGCAAUGUUUUUUUAACUGUGUGCUUCUCCAGCUGAACAAUACUGCCAGAUGAUGUGCUAACUAUAAACAGUAAUCCGUUUA